Hylaeus volcanicus is the source of this 4287-nucleotide messenger RNA. It is a transcript of the gene AlaRS, whose product is annotated as alanine--tRNA ligase, cytoplasmic. Gene Ontology annotation, molecular function: alanine-tRNA ligase activity; ATP binding; nucleic acid binding. Lineage: Eukaryota; Metazoa; Arthropoda; Insecta; Hymenoptera; Colletidae. Gene Ontology annotation, biological process: tRNA modification; alanyl-tRNA aminoacylation. The record is from RefSeq and is a predicted model, not a curated record. The transcript has 15 exons. Gene Ontology annotation, cellular component: mitochondrion; cytoplasm. Bases 669 to 4259 code for a protein of 1196 amino acids.
UGUUGCGCGUCCGUGGGGUUUUAUUUUUAAGGACUUAGGGUUUUUCUGGCGUUCACGCCGCACGUGACAAGAUUAUUAGAACUGCGUGCGACUUAGCCAUGAGAAAUGUAAUAUUAACUUUAUUAUAACUGUUUAAAUAUAACUAAAUUAACACAAACGUUGAAUUUCUUUACUUUAAAUACAAAUUUUUACAAUAGACGUCUAUACUAGUUAACGGUCGCUAUGCGAGUGAGUAUUAACAAAUUGUUUUAAAUAAAAUGCAAUAAAAAAAAAAACGAAAUACCAUAAAUUCAAGAAAAUCGUAGUUGACGCUAAACUAACUUCAAACAGAACUGCCAAAGACAAAGGCUCAUUCACAUUCCAUAACAACGGGCAAAGGGGUCUCCGCUGCCAUCUAGGAGUGACAUGGGAAUUAAUUUAUCUCUAUCAAAAGUAGCGGUACGAAACACUACUUACUGCAGUUACAGUAUAGACUUUUUUAUUUGUUACCAUUUGUUACCGGUUCGAAUGGCACAUGCUCAGAAUAUUUGUUUUUCCUUUCUCUUUUGAAAGACGUUAUCAAUAUUGUUCUAUAACCAGCUGUUUUGGUAUAAACUUUGGUAUCUAAGUCUGGUGAGUCUUAACAAAGUGAAUUGAUAAAAACAGGAAAGGUAAAAACAGACUUUAAUAUGACUGUAUCAAUGAAUGCUAAAGAAAUUCGACAAGCUUAUAUUGACUUUUUUAAAAGCAAAGGUCAUGAAUACGUUCACUCGAGUUCUACUAUACCCCAUGAUGAUCCAACAUUAUUAUUUACUAAUGCUGGAAUGAAUCAGUUCAAACCAAUAUUUUUGGGGACAGUAGAUCCAAACAGUGACAUGGCAAAAUGGGUGAGAGUUGUUAAUAGCCAAAAAUGUAUCAGAGCUGGAGGAAAGCACAAUGAUUUGGAUGAUGUUGGAAAAGAUGUUUAUCAUCACACGUUCUUUGAAAUGAUGGGCAAUUGGUCUUUUGGAGAUUAUUUUAAAAAAGAAAUAUGUACUUGGGCCUGGGAAUUUUUAACAGUUAAAUUAAAAUUGCCAUCCAGUCAAUUGUAUGUAACUUAUUUUAGAGGAGAUGAAAAAAAUAACUUGAAACCUGAUGAUGAAUGCAAAGAAAUCUGGCUGUCUUUAGGAGUACCUCUUACUCACGUAUUACCAGGAAACAUGAAGGACAAUUUUUGGGAAAUGGGAGAAACAGGACCAUGUGGACCCUGUAGUGAGUUACAUUACGACCGCAUUGGCAAUAGAGAAGCAGCUCACUUAGUAAAUGAGGAUGAUCCAGAUGUUUUAGAAAUUUGGAACCUUGUGUUCAUACAGUUUAAUAGGGAAUCUGAUGGAAGUUUGAGAUCAUUACCAAAGAAACAUAUUGAUUGUGGGCUAGGUUUAGAAAGAUUAGUGUCAGUUAUUCAAAAUAAACGCGCUAAUUAUGAUACGGAUUUAUUUGUACCGCUUUUUGAUGCUAUUCAGAAAGGCACAAAUGCACCACCUUAUCAAGGACGGGUAGGCGCAGAAGAUAAAGAUGGUACCGAUAUGGCGUACAGAGUUUUAGCAGAUCAUGCAAGGACUCUUACAAUUGCUCUUGCGGAUGGAGGUGUGCCUGAUAAUACUGGCAGAGGGUAUGUGUUGAGGCGAAUUUUAAGACGUGCUAUACGUUAUGCGACAGAAAAGUUGAACGCAAAACCUGGAUUUUUUGGGACAUUAGUGAAUGUAGUUGUGAAGCUACUUGGUGAUGUCUUCCCAGAAAUAAGUAAAGAUUCACAAUAUAUAAUUGAUAUUAUUAACGAAGAAGAAACUCAGUUUCUCAAGACUUUAUUGCGCGGCCGUAAUUUAUUAAACCGUACCAUAAUGAAAUUAAAAUCGUCGAGAAUCGUCCCAGGUGACGUUGCAUGGCGCUUGUAUGAUACAUACGGUUUCCCAGUCGACUUAACACAACUUAUGACUGAAGAAAAGGGAUUACAAGUGGAUAUGGCGGGUUUCGAGGAAGCAAGAAAACAGGCCCAGAUUAUUUCCCAAAGCAAAAGUGGUGGUGUAGAUGAUCAAAUUAAUUUGGAUGUUCAUGCAAUUACUAAAUUACAAAAUGAAGGAUUUAAGCCUACUAAUGACUUAUCAAAAUACAAUUACACAGUUACCAAUAAUGAGAUAUACAAGGAAUAUGAAUUUUCUUCGUGUACUGGUACUGUAAUUGCUCUUAGACGUUCCAAAGCUUUCGUCGACGAAGUAUCGUCAGGAGAAGAAGUUGGAAUUUUAUUAGAUCGUACUAGCUUCUACGCAGAGCAAGGUGGACAAAUAUACGAUGAAGGAUUCUUAAUAAAGGUUGAUGAUGAAGAAACAGAAGUUCGUAUAAAAAAUGUUCAAGUCAGAGGUGGUUAUGUCUUGCACAUUGGUACUGUAGGCCAAGGUGUAUUGAAGAAAGGCGACAAAGUUUAUUUAAAUAUAGAUAUUAGACGUAGGAGGCUUGUAAUGAGUAAUCAUACCGCAACUCAUGCUCUUAAUUAUGCUCUACGAAAAGUAUUGGGCACGGAUGUUGAUCAGAAAGGUUCUUUGGUUGCACCUGAUCGUCUUCGUUUUGAUUUUACAAAUAAAGGAGCUAUGACUUCGGAACAAGUAAAGGAAGUAGAAGAAAUUACAAACAAAAUGAUAAAGGAGAAGAGAAAAGUUUAUGCUAAAGAAAGUAAUUUAGCAUUAGCAAGGACUAUUCAAGGUUUACGUGCUAUGUUUGAAGAAACGUAUCCUGAUCCUGUAAGAGUGGUUAGCAUAGGCAUACCAGUUGAGGAUUUAGAAAACAACCCCUUAAGUCCUGCUGCAAUGCAAACCAGCGUAGAAUUUUGUGGGGGAACGCAUCUGCAUUGUACAGAACAUAUAGGAGAUUUUGUGAUAGCUAGCGAAGAAGCAAUUGCUAAAGGUAUAAGACGCAUAGUAGCUCUCACUGGCCCUGAAGCAACAAAAGCUCAAAAGAAAGCAGCUGUGUUGCAGAGUCAUUUAGAUCAACUUCGAAUGACUAUAGCAGCUGAUAAAAGCGGUGUUAAUACAAAGGAUUAUGUGAAGAAAAUAGUUGAUUUAACGGACGAUAUCUCGCGCGCCACGAUUCCAAGCUGGAGAAAAGACAAAAUGCGUAAAAUGUUAAAAGAUUUAAAGAAGACCCUCGAUGAUAAAGAACGCGCAGCAAAGGUUACAAUCGCUAAUACUGUAGUAGAUACUAUUCAAGAAAUAAUUCAACAAAAUGUAGGAUGUCCGAUACUGGUUGAAGUUUUGCAAGCAUAUAGUAAUACAAAAGCUUUAGAUUCUGCCUUAAAGAAGAUAAAAGCUGUGUCUCCUGAAACAAGUGCGUUACUUGUAAGCGUGGAUCCUGAUGUUAAGAAAAUAUUUGCUCUUAGUGCAGUUUCUAAGUCCGCCAGAAAUAAAGGAUUAAAAGCGAAUGAUUGGAUUCAAGAAAUUGUUCCACUCAUGGAAGGGAAGGGAGGUGGAAAACCUGAAUCUGCCCAGGCUUCGGGUACAAAUGUUUCAUGUCUAAAUAAAGUAAUAAACACAGCUAAGAACUAUGCUAAUUUGAAACUUGGGAUUACAGAAAACAUUGCAAAAGACAAAACUGAUAAAUUGAAAAUUAAUGAACAUUCCCUGUGUACUAAAACUUCAAAAGAAAAAUUAAUGCUUUUUGGCAACAGUGGAAGUGUCAAAUAUUAUCGUGCACAAAUAGCAGCAAAGUAUGGUGGUAAAGAAUUGAUUACAUCAGAAUAUAAGAACGAUGGUGUAAUUUCUAGAGAUAUAAAAUUAGAAGGAAAUGGAUUCGAGCUAUUUGAUAGCAACGCGAUCGCAUUUUAUUUAGCGAACGAUCAGCUCAAAUGUUCGAGUAACUUUUCUACAUUCAGUGAAGUUUUACAAUGGUUAAGUUAUGCGGAUAAUCAUAUUUUACCAGCAGUGUCCGGAUGGGUUGUUCCAUGUCUUGCAGAGAAUAUACCAAAUAACAUGAAGGGGAAUAUUAAAAUAGCUAAAGAAGAUCUCCUUUCUUCUUUGGAAAAAGUAAACAGUAUAUUGCAGACGAAAACUUAUUUAAUUGAGGAAAGAAUUAGUCUUGCGGACAUAGCGAUUUUUACUGCUCUGGUUCCAUUGUAUGAGUAUGUCUUCGAUCCAGCGUGUAGAAAGCAGUACAUGAAUUUGAACAGAUGGUUCCUUACUAUUUUAAAUCAGCCUCAAGUAACUUGCGUGAUAAAACAAUUUAAGCUGUGUGAAAAGCCUGUGAAAUGCUAAAAUAUUAUAUAACUCUUUGAACAAAUAA